AUGGGCAUCGCUAUCGACUUCACUACAACAACCGAAUCAACCACCCGUUCAACCUCGCUCCUGAUACCCGAACUAAUCUACGAGAUCGAACGUUAUCUCGAAAUCCAGGACCUCGCCGCCGCUGCCCUGGUCUGCAGAGCAUGGCAUGAAGCAUGGUCAUCCUCGCUCUACUCGACCGUCCGAUGCCAUAUCCGUCGGACCUCUGCUCCGCUAGGUGUUCAUUCCAGCUCACUCGAUCCCACCAGAAAGACGGCCUUUCAUAGCUUCGCUGCUGCCCCUCCCGCCCGCGACAAUUAUCAGGGAUACGUUCAGCACAGAUACUACUCUCUUCAGCAGCAACACCUGCAUUUGCAGCAUGGGCAGCAUCAGCAGUAUAUUCCGCCGUUUUUGAACUUUCAAAAGUAUGGACGUUGGAUCAGGAACUUGGAGGUCUCGAAUCUGUACUGCCUUCCGUCCGUCCCUCUUCUACGCUCGACGGGAGGAGCGGCAGUAUCGUCGCACACAUCUCCAUCCUCGUCCUCGUCCGCCUUCAGCCCUGCCUCCCUUUCUCUUCCUCCUCCCGUGCAGGACCAUCUCUCCCAGAUCCAAACCUGCUGGCAUUUGACCCAGCUCGACAUCUCGAGAACAGUGAUGAGUCUAGAGAGACUGGAUGAUCUCCUCAGCUCACUGCCUCGCCUCAAGGUCUUCAAGUUUGAGGUUGUCAACAAGACCGAGAUCGCUACUGCCAACGGACUCCACGGUGUUAGUGGUGGUAGUAAUGGAGGAGGUGGCGGUGGGUCACCAGGAUCAGGCUUCCGUCGAGGAUACAUGCAACAGCAACCGUCGAGUUUCUUGCUUAAGAAACCCAAGCAAGUCACCUUGGAAGGUCUAGAACCUGAGGUUAUCCGUGUCAUUGCUAGACGUCUGGGCGGCCAGCUUGAACGGUUGGACCUUGUCUUUACGGUGACGGGACGGAUUGGUCUUUCGACAUUCCUGGAGCUCUUGGGCAACUGCCGAACGACCCUCAAGUCUCUUGCCCUCACCAGGGCCGAAGUCUACCAGACCGACUACUCUCGCGAACGACAUGCUGCCAUUGAAAUCUCUGCCCUCCUUGCCAGUCUCCUUGGAACCACCUCUGCCACAACCACUUCCUCUUCCCCCUCAACCUCCUCAACCACCUCUUCUCCCUCGUCACCGUCUUCUUCAUCGUCAUCAUCGCCGUCCCUCCCUCCAACACUGGAGUACCUCUCCUUCAACUCUUGUGUGAUCCCAGAUCGCGAGUUCGAGUGGUUCCUCCGACAUGCCCCCCAAUUGAAGGAACUCAAUUUGCACGACUGUCGACUCCUAACUAAGCCGGCCGUCGCUGCCAUCCUCCAGCAUUCUCCCCUCCUCGAGUCGCUCUCUUUGCGGUCUGUCCCAUAUGUUGACGCUGAUGCCUUGAAACAGCUCUUUGAAACGAUUCCAAGGAGCAGCGCUACUGCUACUACUGCUUUCGCCUCGCAUCAAGCCGCAGGCUCACAUGCGCCAGGAACAACAGCAACAACAUCUUCAGGGGUCAAUGGAUCAGGAGGUGCUGCAUCAACAUUAACGGCGAGCAAGGAGACAACGGGUCUAAGACUGAAGAGCAUUCGACUGGCGUACUUGCGACAGUUGAACGACACCGUUAUGGAGACGAUUGCGCGCUAUCAGGGGGCUUGUCUUGAGAAGCUGUCGGUUCAAUGGUGCCCUCACGUCACGGAUGUCGGGAUCCUACCCAUCUUUAUGUACUGCCAGCGACUUCAGGAUCUGUCGCUCUACCUCUCCAAGCCUACGCUCAACAUCUUUAAGGAUCUGACGGAUGAGCCCUUCAACGGGGUUAAUGCUACUGGUGCUGCGACUGGUACUGCUACGGUGCCGGCGACGACGACACCUGCAACAGCAACAGCAGCAGCAGUCAAAAGGAGACUGUGGGCCUGUGCCAGCACCUUGGAGCGACUCGAGGUUGGUGGACAGAUGUUUGUGGAUCGGAUCCGGUCAAGCAGCGAGCACCUCCAACCGCAACUCUACCACCACCUAUCACCUAACCCACACCACAUGCGGAGCCCAUCCGGGAACCAGGACUUGACUCUUGGCGGCCAUGGAGGAACCGGAGGCACCAACACCACCAACAAUGGAGGACCCGCUAACGCCACCAACAUCACUGCAGGAAUCAACAACAGCAAUGUGAUCCACGACCCAUAUUCGAUCGCCCACUACCAGGGUUACCCAAUGUACCACCUCUGGCGGUACCACCGCCUCAGCGACCCCUUCCGCGAACUGCAAGCACAGCUCGAGACACUCCCGCGACUCAAACAUCUGGGAGUCCAGGCAAAAGGAAUUGAACACUUAUUGAGGAGAGGGUUUGGACCCAAUGUUCAUAUCCAGUCGUUGGCGUUGUUGAACCAACAGGGGCGGGUGUGGAGUCCUGAAGAGAUCCGGGAAAUGUUUGAGCAUAUGCCUCAUCUGCGGACGCUUGUCUGUGAGAAGAGUACUAUCAUGGCAGGAGGUAGUCAGGGUGGCGGUAUUGGUGGCGGUGUUGUAAGUGGUGGUGGUUGUGGCGGGCAGUGGAAGGGCGUGGACUUGUUGAAGCGACAAAUGCGGAUGCGUAGGAUUUUGGAAGACCACCACGUUGAGUUGGUGCAAUCGACCUUGUCACCAAUGACCAUUUAA
Molecule: messenger RNA, 2667 nt
Organism: Linnemannia hyalina
Lineage: Eukaryota; Fungi; Mortierellomycota; Mortierellomycetes; Mortierellales; Mortierellaceae
Source: the annotation of a GenBank genome assembly